AUGGCUGUUGUCGAGAACCCCACGGCCAACGAACAGGUCGACCUGACCACUAUUCCUGUCUCUCCUGGCGGUGACCAGCCCGAAACUGGCGCCACCAGCUCCAGCGACGAUGUUAAGACUGUCUUCCAUGACAAGGAGAACUUUAACGUCAAGCACCCCCUCCAGAACAAGUGGACUCUCUGGUUCACCAAGCCACCCAGCGGCAAGGGCGACAACUGGAACGAUUUGCUCAAGGAGGUCAUUACCUUUGAUUCCGUGGAGGAGUUCUGGGGCAUCUAUAACAACAUUGCGCCCGUCUCCGAGCUGGCCCUGAAGUCUGACUACCACCUCUUCAAGGCUGGCGUCCGUCCCGAGUGGGAGGACGCUCAGAACAAGCACGGCGGAAAGUGGUCCUACCAGUUCAAGGAGAAGCGCAACGUCGCCAUUGACGACCUGUGGCUCCAUGUCAUGCUCGCUGCCAUCGGCGAAACCCUGGAGGAUGAGGAGGAUGGCGAGGUCAUGGGUGUCGUCGUCAACGUUCGCAAGGCCUUCUUCCGUGUCGGCGUCUGGACUCGCACCAUAGGAAAGAGCAUUCCAGGCCGUGGCGACGGUGAUGUGGCCGGCGGCAAGGGCCGCACCCCCGAGAAGGGCAAGAAGGUCCUCCUCGAGAUUGGCACCAAGUUCAAGCAGCUGCUUGACCUCCCCGCUAACGAGGCCGUCGAGUUCUCUGGUCACACCGACUCUGCACACAGUGGUAGCAGUCGUGCCAAGGCCAAGCACACCGUCUAA
This is a messenger RNA of Verticillium nonalfalfae, 768 nucleotides long. It is a transcript of the gene TIF45, whose product is annotated as eukaryotic translation initiation factor 4E. NCBI's taxonomy places the organism in Eukaryota, Fungi, Ascomycota, Sordariomycetes, Glomerellales, Plectosphaerellaceae. Gene Ontology annotation, molecular function: translation initiation factor activity; RNA 7-methylguanosine cap binding. The record is from RefSeq and is a predicted model, not a curated record. Gene Ontology annotation, biological process: translational initiation. Bases 1 to 768 code for a protein of 255 amino acids. Gene Ontology annotation, cellular component: eukaryotic translation initiation factor 4F complex; cytoplasm. The transcript is spliced from 3 exons.